AUGUUGCAGCAACAACAGCAGCAGCAACCACUGUCCUCCUAUCAGCAACCGCAGCAAUAUCAAGCGUUUCCAGCAGCACGCCAGCAGCAAUAUCAAGCAUGGCAGCAACCUCAACAACAGUAUGCACCUCGCCAACAGCAACAACAACAGCAGCAGCAGCAAUAUCAAUACCAUCAACCGGAGCAACACUUGCAAUUGCAAUCUUACCCAACGCAACAGCAAUUGGCCAUGCAACCAGUGUUUGCCUACGAUGGUCGCGGUUGUUAUACGCCCGCUGGCUACACUUUAACACCCAUGCUGGCAGCCACAACAACAGCAGCCAGCGAAGUGAGUGAUGGACAAUGUGUUUACUAUCAGUAUGCGGAUGAGGAUUAUGUGAAUAGCGUCAACUACUACGAUCAAAGCACUGGCGACAUGUGUGCCAUGGGCCUUGUUUACGUCGCUUACAAGGACAACAACAGCAACUACGAUGGCGCACAAUCUUAUGCGUUAACAGAGCAAAGUAAUCGCAGUCACAGACAACGCGGAAUGCGACAGCGAACGCUGCUGCAACAGCAGCAGCAGCAGCAGAAGGGGAGCGAGGAGUGCGGCAGCAAUAUAUCGUGGCGCGCUGAGCGCCCCUCACCUCUUCCGCCCCAAUCACAAAGCACAACAGAAAGAAGCAGCAGCGAAUUCCAACUGCGAUUCCCAACAACAACAACGGCGAUUCUCAUAGCCAAUUCCCGAUAA
This is a messenger RNA of Drosophila nasuta, 729 nucleotides long. RefSeq names its product cAMP-dependent protein kinase catalytic subunit-like. Bases 1 to 729 code for a protein of 242 amino acids. Lineage: Eukaryota; Metazoa; Arthropoda; Insecta; Diptera; Drosophilidae. The transcript has 2 exons. The record is from RefSeq and is a predicted model, not a curated record.